Trichomycterus rosablanca is the source of this 5887-nucleotide messenger RNA. RefSeq names its product methyl-CpG binding domain protein 6 (gene mbd6). The record is from RefSeq and is a predicted model, not a curated record. Lineage: Eukaryota; Metazoa; Chordata; Actinopteri; Siluriformes; Trichomycteridae. Gene Ontology annotation, cellular component: chromocenter; nucleus. Gene Ontology annotation, molecular function: DNA binding; chromatin binding. The transcript is spliced from 13 exons. The coding region runs from base 401 to 4735 and encodes 1444 amino acids.
GCGGGCGCAAUAAAAGCCAGCUAGCGUUAUUGCUCUUUGUUUUUAGACAGGACUGACGGAUGGCGCAAAGGGAGAAGAGAGGGGAAAGUGUGUAAAUACGAGUUUAGCGCAUCUCUGGCGCUCGCAAGUGCAGCACUGGGAGCUAAAGUCGAUCCUAAAGCCUCCGCUAUCUCACUCCUACUCUGCUAUUAACUUGGUAAACACAAGAGGAGAAAGAUCCUUCCAAAGCUAAAGUCUGUUGUGACUUAAGGAAAGAGAGACUUGCCAGUUUUGCUGUAUUUGAAAUGGUGUCGAGCACUGGUAACACUGUUUGAGAUGUCUUCAGUGGGGUGGAUUUCAUGGAUAGUGCUGGCCAAGGCUAUAUAAAGAUGAAAAGGAGCUGGAUUUGUGUGAGCCAAAAAUGACUGGGGGCAGUGAGAAGGCAGCAGGAAAUAAAGAUGAUGGUCCCACACUCACCGCUCAGGUCCCUGUUGGCUGGCAGAGAAAAGUGGAGGAUGGAGCUGUGGUUUAUAUUAGCCCAAGUGCUACAGUCCUAUGUUCUGUGGAGGAGGUAAGGGCUUAUCUGUUGGCAGAUGGCACAUGUAAGUGUGGACUGGAAUGCCCACUUGUUCUCCAUAAGGUGUUCAACUUUGACCCCACUGCAGGGGUUCAAGCUCCAAGUCAUCAGUCAGGGAAGGUAGAAGAGGACAUGACCAAACUCUGCAACCAUCGCAGGAAAGUGGUUGCCAUGGCUGCUCUUUGCCGUAGUAUGCGGGCUUCCCAAAUACCCCCACUGGCCCAUGCUACAGGGAGUGCUGUCUGCUUAGCGGAUGUCAGGGAUCAGAGAGUGUCUGUGGCGACUCGAGGAGUCCUAGGCCAGUGCACUUACUCCACCCAGCUAAAUUCGAAUCAGGCCAGACUCGGCAGCAGUAGCAGCUUUUCUCUUCCCUCAUCUCUGUCUCUUAUGCAGAAUGGAUCUGUGUCCCACCCUGAACAGAGCUCACCCAUAAAAAAGCCCCCCACUCGUUCACCAGGCCCCAGCAUUGCUGCUUAUGGGAAACAGCAAUGGAGUGCUUGUCCAGCCAUUACCCAAACUGUCCUCCAAAGAGCACCUCACAAGCCGCCAUCUCCCAGCACUACAAAACUAGAGACACACACAUACCAAAUGAACUCCCCCCACCCUGCUUCGUUUUCUUCACCCACGUCUUCAUCUUCACCUGUGAUGGGCAGGACAGGACAGCUUCAUCCUCACCCACAGGGAACGAUUGUGAAAUCUCCCUCCCCAAUGUCGAUGUGUUCUUCACCCUCACGUGCUCAGGACUUUUCUCCUCACCAGCGUUCUCGUCACUCUUCCACGUCCUCUCUGUCUGAGGGAGCCAUGCUCACUCAUGGGGUUAAACCUUCCCCAUCCCCUCUAUCCCCUAACCAGUCGUGCUCCUCACCCAAACUCUCGUUACCCCCCACUAGUCCGUGCAGUCGUUUAGAGGGCAUUUUGCAGCACUACAAGGAGUGCAACUCUGCCAACCCUGACUCCACCCAACAUCACACGCUUAGCAGCCAAAGCAAACUUCCAACUCUGCAGAACCAGCAGGCAGCCAAUAACACACCUUGUGACAGGAGGAACGGUCCAGCUUCUGCACCAGGCCUUAUGGGUCUUCAGCUGGGUCAGAUCCUUUGUCAGCAGAAAAGCCAACAGCACAUCAGCACCACUUUUCCAGCCAGCAGCCUUCUAUCGGCAGCUGCCAAAGCCAACCAGAAGAGCCAGGGCUUGUCAGGCGCUUCUGACAUGCUGGCUAUUCCCCCACUCACAGGUCUGGACAAGGAGCAACAGUCCAAGGUAUUGAUUAGCACUUUAAACAGUAGCCUCCACACCCCUGCAGCCCGAACCCAGUCUUUAACUGCCUUCCUCCUUCCCCACUCACCCUCCCUCCCUGUGUCCACCCCUGCUCUGUCAGAAAAAACGCUACGGCGCAAGCGCCCGCGUUGCUCACCCACCGUGCUUAGUAUGCUGAAAGAGUCGCAGAUGAACCGAACUCCAGGAGACUUGCCAAUUUCCUCGCUUACUGUCCCUCCACUCUCUCCAUCACCCUCUAGUCCUCCUGCUUCCACCCCUCACUCAGAAAACCACCUUCAAAGUUUGAGGCUGUAUGUUGCUCCCCCUCCCAUCCACUCCAUGACCAACAGCAUCCUAAGGCAGCCAGAAUGGGAGGAGGGCAAAAGGACAGCCCUUGCAAACUCCCUACCUCUUUCCACACCCCCUGCUUCCUCCCAGCCCCUUUCUGCUCUCCUCCAGCUCAUCAGCAUGCAAAGUGCCCAGAAUGUUGUCCACUCCAACAGCACCUCUGCACCCACAUCAGCAAACAAGAAUACAGCUGCACCACCACCAACUCUUACCCAGGCACCCCAAUAUGAUGGCCAACUUGGGUCUCAAAUGCAUCUCAUCAUGAAACAGCCUCAGCCCCAAAGUUUGGUGCCUACUCCAGCAUCUCAUAGCCAGUUACCAACUCCUCUGCCCUUUUCUUUGACGUGCGAAGACACUGAAGGGGUUGCAGUAAACCUCAAAAUGACACCAAACAACGCAGUUCUUAACUUGAGUCGGCCCCAAACAGGCACUAGAACGGAGCUUUCUGUUAGCAGCCAGACCCAUGGUGUAAUUGGUCAGCUGUCCUCAGCAACCUGCCUGCCCACUUCCACUUAUCAAGAGAAAAGCUGUGCAUCCAGACCAGGGGAAAUGGGGCUUGAGCAGAAUGUUUACCAAACAGAUCAGCCAAGCCACGGCCUGGGCACAGAGAAUGAGGGUCCUGUCAUAUCUGAAGAACAACAGAAUUUGGAGACUAGGCUGCUUGAUGAUUGUGAUGCAGACCCUAACCUCUCCCUUCCCCCUGCACCCUGCUCCCCAUCGUCUGACCUCCCGAACUCUUCUGCUGACGCUGUUAAUACUUUGCAGCUGGCCGAGUCUUUCCCCUUCAUGACGCAGGAACAGCUGCUCCAGCUCCUCUCCUCCAAUGCAGGGCUACCCUCUCUGUUACCCCCCUUCCUAGGCUCUGUUCCUCUGGGUCUCUGGACAGGUGGUCAGGCUCCCAUGGCGGGAAGCACCCAACCUCCACAAUCAGCAAACAGCCUUCUCAAUCAAACUUCUCCACUGACUGUUCUCCCUUCCACACUUGGAGCUCAGGGAGACCCCUCUUUUAAUCUUGUUAGUCUUUUAAACCCCCCUGCUCCAGGGUCGCCCUUGGCUUCAAGUCCUGAGGCUGGGGAGAAGAACCCUGGGCUACAGGCUCUGCUCGUGGCGUCUUUUCUCUUUGGGCAGAACCCAGCCGCCAUGCUUCCAUUGCCUGGACUUAAUGUAGACCUCCCUCUCCCGCAGCAGGUAUUUGGAGAGGGAGUGUCGCUGGAGAAGAACCCAGCUCUGCUAGACUCUCUGUUGAUGGGACCAGGGCUCCUAGAAGCUCUGCAGGCUCUAGCACCCCCUGCAGAUGGCCAGUCGCUUCUACUUUCUGCCCAGCUUACCUCUCCUCCCCCUCUUCCGCCUGCCUUUCUCUCCAUGAACCCUGCACUGCUGGCUACAGCUCUUGCACAGGCUGAAACCCUCCCCAACCACACGCCAUACCCCCAACCUCACACUCAGGGGACUCUUUCCAGUCCUGGACUGGUCUCUACCUCUCUGUCAUGUGCCCCACUGGUGCGAGACACAGGGCAGGAGGUGUGUGACUCUCUGGAUGAGCAUGAGAAGACCAACGCACAGACACCUCAGUUUCUGCCCGCGCUCCUGCCUCAAGGUGUCCUGGGUGACCUGGCAGCUCUGGGUAACAUUAAUAGUCUACAAAGUUUACUAUCAGCUGGACCUUUGUUGCUCUCUCAGGCUCCCUCACUGGGAAUGCCACUGCCACAGAACCAGGCUGCCCUCAACCCACUAACGUGCCUGCAGCUGUCAAUGGCUUCAACACUAAUGGGAGAGAAAUCACUGGCAGUACAUGAAAACAAUCCAGCACAAGAGGAGUUUCCCUCCUCUCAGUUAUCCCAGGAAUCUCUUCUUAACCCUGGCCACCUUCAGCCCUCAGCACAGCCAAGAGAAGAGGCAGCAGGAGCAGAUCCUGGUCUGCUCGACCCAUACGGCUCCUUUAUGGACACCAUUUACACUUCCUUCCUGCAAGUGAGUGGCCGUGGUCCAGAAGGAGAGAGUGACUCCACUGCUCUCUCGUACCCAGAGCUCCCGCCUUCCCUCAGCCCCCGGCGAGCGUGCUCGGUACACAACCCUGAUCUGUCACGCCUCAGCAUGGAAGCGGCACAGUCUCCAGCCCGUGGCACGCCCAAACUCAGCGAAGACCCACCCACUACUCCACCUUGUAAACAAGCAGAGCCCCGUCCCCCAGACGCCCCAAUGCAUCUUACCUUCAUGGAGGAGGCCAAGACGGACAACUCGGCCAAGUUGGGUGUCUAUAGUAAUGGGAUAAGUUCAGCGGUGGGAAUCGAGGAUGAUGAUAAAGAGGAACGGAGCAGACAGCAGCAGGGAUACUUAAGCCCCAAAGAGAGAGUCAACAUGAACACAAUGGCUGAUACUCUAAGCAACACUGACACAGAACAUGCCACGGCUAUAGGAAUGCAUAUAGGAACCAGAAGAGGGAGAAAAAGAAAGCAAACGCUACAGAGAGGGUCAGAAAUUCCAGAAGAUCUGGAGAGAAUCAUUGAGGAACCAGUGGCGACAAUAGCACUGGAGAGGCCGGCGAAAGGGAAGAGGCGGCGUGUGCUCAGAUAGACGACGGAACUGAAGCCCUUAUCCUACUGUAGUUUGCCCGGCAACACCAGCACUGUCACUAUGGCAAAAGUACUGUGCAGGACUGAGCUGCACUGUGAGGACCUGCAGAACACACGCCAGCUCUUUAAACGCCCAUUUACCUCACUCGCCUCCCCUGUUCUGCAUUCUCCCCUAAACCUGUUCUGAUUCUACUUUUCAUCAUUUGUCAUAAACUUUGUCAUAAACUUUGUCAUAGUGCAGGUACAAAUGCUUCAUUGGUGAAGGAGCUUCGUUACUGACACACCCUUAUCUGAAAUUGAACAGAAUAUAAGGGUCACCCUAGCAGCUUUUAUAUUAACCCUACACAGGUUAAACUAUCACAUUAGAAUAGUUCAUUGCAGAAGUGCUUACACAGGUUAAGCUUGCUCUGAGGUGUGGAAGCCACGGUUUAUUAGAUUUCAUUUUUGCCUUAGUAAUUAGUAAUUGGAUUUUGCUUAAAUGUGCAUCAGAUACUAACCAACAUUUUCUCGUCACUCUGUUCAUUAAAACAAUAGUUUUAAUGUAAAGUCUCUUAUCAAAAGAAAAAGUUUUUAAAUAUUGGAAAGGACCAAGGGUGAAAGACCUCUUAAACUGAUUUUAAGAACAAAAAUAUGUUUAUUGUAUAGUGUACUGGUUUUACACUGGUUUUCUAAAGAAUGCCAGUAUUUUAAAAAGAAGCUUAAGCUAACCUGCCUGACAAACAAACGUCUAUUCAAACAUGAUUAAAUAAACUGUUCGCACAAAUCCCAAAUUUGAAUUGUAUAUAACAUACCACUAUUGAACUAUUAAAAAUGUCACCGUAGCUGAGAUCUGGGUCUGAAUUUCGGCAGCACUGUUGUCCAACUGGGUUGUUUCUGAGGGCGGGGAACUGUCUAAAGCUUUGCGAUGAAUUGGUGCCUUGUCAACAGUUGGUGAAAUGAAAUGAGUAUUUUCUUUACUCAGAUCUUUUUGCGUAGUGUGAUACCAUGAAAGGCCUGGUUUUAUUAAUUUAUUUUUUGGGCCUGGUGCAAAUCUGAGCAAAAAGUAAGUAACUGAAAGAAGUAACUGCCCUCUUUAAGCUUAAAUGUGUGGUUGACUGCUUGCAUCCUCAAGCUGAUUUAAGACAUUUGAAGAUUUGUUUUGAAUCUUAUGCAA